CAAAUGUUUGAAAUCUAUAGAGGCGCUUGGACCAAAUUUACAUGCUAAGGAAAAUUCUUUAUGUUUUGAUAUUGUAAUGGACAUAUUCCUUUAAAAUGGCGACUCCUAAUUUAACUGAUGAAGAAUUCUUUGUCGUCUUGUAUCCUAUUGAGUCGGCAGGAAGAAACCAAUUGUCUCUUAGGAAAGGUUGCCAGCUUCGUGUGUUAAGAUACAAUGGAACAGAAGAAUGGUGUGAGGCAAAGGUUUUGUCAACUGGGGAUCCAUCAGACAACGCAAAAUGUGCUGUUGUUGGUUCAGUUGGUUGGGUACCAAGCAACUAUAUAACCCCCGCUACCUCACUAAACAUGCAUACCUGGUAUCAUGGGGCUGUGUCUAGAGCUGCUGCCGAGUAUUUGCUGUCCAGUGGAAUAAAUGGAAGCUUUUUGGUGCGUGAUAGUGAAAGUUGUCGUGGACAUCUAUCGGUGUCGGUUCGAUUCAAUGCGUCUGUUUAUCAUUACAGGAUCAAUGUGGAUACCGCUGGCUUGUUCUACAUUUCCCCCGAACAUCGAUUCCAAACGUUACCCGAGCUCGUACACCACCACUCGUAUGCUUCAGAUGGUUUGGCGGCCAUCUUACAUUACCCCGCUGCUAAAAGCACUAAACCUGCUGUAUACAGCAUGGCACCAGAUUACGAUGAAUGGGAAAUAGAUCGAAGUGAAAUCCACAUGAAACAGAGGUUAGGUGGUGGUCAAUACGGGGACGUGUAUGAAGCUGUGUGGAAACGAUACAACAAGACAAUAGCAGUAAAGACAUUCAGAGAAGACACCACAAACACAGAGGAAUUCCUUAAAGAAGCUGCCGUCAUGAAAUCUAUUAAACACCCAAACCUGGUUCAAUUACUUGGUGUAUGUACUCGGGAGCCUCCAUUCUACAUUGUAACUGAGUUUAUGAGUGAGGGAAAUCUACUUGAAUAUUUACGUCGAUGCAACAAAGUAGAGUUGGAUGGGGUCGUUCUGCUUCAUAUAUCGGUACAAGUGGCAUUAGCGAUGGAAUAUCUAGAAACAAGAAACUAUAUUCAUAGGGACCUUGCUGCACGCAACUGUCUUGUAGAAGAUAACAACUUGGUUAAAGUUGCCGACUUUGGUUUAUCGCGACUCAUGGCUACUGGUGAUGAUUAUACAGCGCGUGCUGGGGCAAAGUUCCCGAUUAAAUGGACUGCUCCUGAGAGUUUGGCUUAUAACAGAUUCUCCACAAAGUCAGAUGUCUGGUCAUUUGGCAUUCUGUUAUGGGAGAUAGCCACAUAUGGUAUGUCACCAUACCCAGGUGUGGACCUCAGUAUGGUAUAUGAGAAGUUAGAGAAGGGUUAUAGGAUGGAUUCACCAAGUGGUUGCCCCAGUAGUGUGUAUGCACUCAUGUUAGAUUGUUGGAGUUGGGAUGCGAAUGACCGUCCCACAUUCGCCGACAUUCGAUGUAGGUUGGAUGGAAUGUUUAACGAAUCACAUCCGGAUGUUGUGGAGGGGAAGAAGGAGGUGAAACCUCCUAUACUGCCUGGGAAGAAACUUAGGUUGUCGGACACAGGGGUUUCUAAUGGGGGAGUUAUCACCCCAAUAGCAAGCCCCAGGUUACCAAGGACUUCUUGCUCCAAUGAAAACUUGUCAACAGAUAAAGGCCACAAGAAUGAAGAUACUUCUAAGAAACCUACAGACCAACAAAUGAGCCAUGAAAAUUUAAGAUCCAGUAACAGCUCCACACUGCACUCUAAUGGAUGCUCCCCGUUUGUCGUACCCAGCCUCCCCGUACCUAGUGAUGAUAAGGUUAAGAAGAAGAAGCGACAAGCCCCCCAACCCCCCGUGAGAGUUAGUUCGUUUCGUUCCACUGAUGUAGAUCCUAAACGACCAUCUGUAAAGUUGACAACUUUUACAGGUGGUCGGCCAUCUUACGAAGAAACCCGCCUCACCCCUAUACAUCAUGAUGUCAUCGAUGAAUCAACCAAUCAGGAUGCCCCGAUCCGUGAGAUGAGACGAGCGUCAAGUUGCGACUUUGAGAGGCCACGGUUGUAUAGUGGUUCGUCUGCAGGUUCCACAGAAGGCAGCGACAACCAAAACAACAAUCGAAGCCUUAAUUUCAUUGGUCAAUCAUUAGACACACACAAACCUAUUAAAGAGAAGAAGACUUCAUUGCUACAGAAGAUUCUUCCUAAGUUUAAGAACAAGAAGUCAACAACAGACUGUGAAGAUGACGAAACAUUAUCCGUUGGAAGACCCAGCAAACACCCCGAUGGUUUCUUCACUCGAGGUGGUGUGCGUAGAUCAUGGAAGAAGGUAACGAGUCAUAUGGCUCCCAAGAAGUCCACCAGCAAAGGGAUCGAGAUCCAGGAGGAUUCAACUUCCAAUAUCUUCCAACCUCAACUGGAGUCCAAGAAUCCUCAAGGAGGAUUAAAGAUCAUCUCAAGCGGGGAAGUCCGGAGAUCAUCUAAUGAUAACGAGCGAAGGACUUUUCUCUUCCCAUCCGCUGAUUCUGCUCCGAGAUCAAAAAGCGAAGAAACUCAUCCUCAAAAACCUCCACGCACGAAGAGGAACAACCAGGAGCAAAACCUGGAGAAUGAUCUGCAUGGCUCACGACCAACCCAGUUCAACGAACCCCUCACUACAAGCCACACGUUCACAAUCAGUCGAUUAAAAGGCGAGGAGUCCCCUGUCUUCCGCCCACAGUCAUUCGGGUCGGAUGACCAAACCCCCGACACACCCCCUCCCUCAUUUAAACCCCCAACUCCCCCUAGGACCCCCCUCACCCCAUCAAACUCUAACAUCCAGCGUCCGAAACGACUCAGCCACUCCCCCAUCAUCCUCCACUCCACCGGAACGUGCGCACCACCUCGUAAAAGGUCAGACAGCGCCAGAUCUUCAGAUUCACCCACCGACCUCAUCCCAAUGGACCCCCUCACGGCAGCUCGGUUGUCGUUACGUAAACGUGGGGACCCCAAACCCGCCCCCGUCCAUGUAACAAAGGAAGGUUUCAUCAGCGUACACAGGAAAACUCAAGCAAGCCUUCGGCUCGCUCUUAAUGAUAAGUCUGCAGAAUACACAGCGGUGCUUGAACUUCAACGUUUGAUCUCAACAGCGCUCGAUUUCUCCGACAGUGUCCCAGUUCGAAACCGGUUUCAGUUUCGUGAAAAAGUUGAAACAUUGGAGCGAGAGGUGGCGAACUACUCUGGGCGGAGAGGAUCAAACGAAAGCUCAACGAAACAAAACAUUUUUCACACAGGCUUCGCUCUACAGCUUGUCAGUGAUAUGUCUACCCUUGUCUGAAUAUCCUGAACAAAUUAUUAUUUCAAUUUUUUGUCACUUGUCCCUGAGCACUUUUUGUUGCAAUUUGCAAAUGUUGCCAUUUCUUAUUUUGUGUUUUUCUAAAAAUGUAUUUUCUUUAACAAUUUCAUCACUUUCCUUGUAAUUGCGCAAUCACUUACGUAAUACAAAUUUUUUAAAUAUAUAUUAAGAAACUUAGGAUCAAAUCAUUUAGGUUACUGCUGUUUAUUUAUUAUGUAAUCAUAUAUUGUGUUCCACUAACAAAACAACUCAUAUUUAUUUUUGUUCCGUUAAACGAAUUUGGUUUCUUGUUGUUUACACCGGCCAGACAAAUAUGUAAGGAAUGCAAAUAAUUAUUUUGGUGUUUCCACAUUUUUCCAUAAUUUACUAAAUAUUUCAAAAAUAUAUAACAUAAUUAUUGUUUUCUAGAUUAAAUUUAAUGUUUUUAUUUUUCCUAAUUUUUGGUGAAAUGUAUUUCUAAUGUUAAAAAAAUCUUUAUUAACUUUUUAUUAACAUUGCAUUUAUAUCAUUUCUUACAUUAACCAUGUGUGCAUCACUAGGAAUUAUCUGAAUUCGGUACAUCACAUUAGUACAUGGUAUAAUUGACACAAACAACACCCCCAGGCGUAUUCCUCAACGUUUUCUAGCCCAGUGCCUUUCUCCUAUAUGACGUCAUUCCACCGCUGAUCGUCAGUAACCGCCAUGCAAAUAAUCUCAAUCGUUUAAGUGCAAUGAACCGUAUACACUUGUAGCUUCGUAAUCCAUUUCAAAGCAAUUGUUUAAUUUUACAAGUUAUACGUUACGUGACUCGCCCAUUGAUCGUAUGUUUAUAAACGCUUAAAUAUUAACAGUUUCUUAUAAUUUGGUUAAUAUUAACCCUUCCCCCUUAAGUGGUUUAAUAACACUCCCAUAACUCAAACACGUUAAACCAGGCUGCCAACAUAAUCUAUAUAUUGACCUGUAGCCUCACUAUCGUAUAUAUUUGUGUAAUUUAUUCGUUUGUUAAAUUUACACAAGGUUUUGUUGAACCGGUAUAUACCGUCACUGUUUGUUGAGACUGCUGGAAAAACUAAUCGGUUACGUUUUGCAAUUGAAACUCGUGUUUUUCGUAAACGUGUACUGGUAGGUACCAUGUAAGCUUACUAAUAGUAUGGAUACCUGAACAUAUAUUGGCUUAACUGUGCUCGUAUAAGUUGUUGACGUGUGUUUUUUGAUUGUAGAUGUACGUGAAUUUAUAAAAGGCCAUCUUUCUAUUGAACAUUAAUAUCGGUUUGCUAAAACGGAAA
Molecule: messenger RNA, 4570 nt
Organism: Ciona intestinalis (vase tunicate)
Lineage: Eukaryota; Metazoa; Chordata; Ascidiacea; Phlebobranchia; Cionidae
Source: RefSeq, a predicted model, not a curated record